Messenger RNA from Symbiodinium pilosum, 1293 nucleotides. The record is from the annotation of a GenBank genome assembly. NCBI's taxonomy places the organism in Eukaryota, Dinophyceae, Suessiales, Symbiodiniaceae.
AUGCAGGUCUUCGGUGGCGGCCCUCAGGCAGACUUCAGCUGUCUCCUGCCGCUGCCAAAGCCAGAUGUGACGCUGCAGAAGAAGUACGAUGCCAUGGGCCUGCCAGAUCCUGUGGCUUUCGCACUCCUCACGGCUUUGGGUGCCAUCAAGGACCCCAUGGGCAUGCUCAACGAGAUGAUGAACGCUGCCCAGGCCUUGGAGAUGCAGGAGCUGCAAAGGAAACAGGCUUCUUCAUCGUUCAAGGUUGGGCCGAUGAUGGCUAGCGAGGCGUCCGACUCCGCAGAGCUGGAGCGCUUGGCAAAACAGGUCAAAGAAGCCGCGGAACAGGCCCGAGCUGCAACUGUCGCCGGCGGUCUGGCCGCGGCAGAUGCGGCUGCCAACUCCAGCAAAAAUGUGGCGCAGGCUUUCGCCGAGGCGGAGGAGGAAGAGGAGCCGCGGCCAGCCCUUGGCCAGACUUUGAGCUCGCUGCUGACAGGCCGUGAAAAAGUCGCGGUCAGUGGCGAUAGUGGGCUUGCACUACCCACCACUCUUGACAAGGUGGCCAUCCGGCUUCCUCCUGGAGUAUCAGAGGCAGCAGUGCGGCUGGAAUGUGCUCGCCACGGAGUCCUGACGGCGGUGGUCCUGGAGCCUGACAGCAGUGCAGCGUAUGUUUGCUUCAGCUCCUCUGACAUGGCACAGCUGGCAGUUCGGCGCAUGGCCAACAAGAGUGGGAUAUUCGGAGGCUCCGAGCCGCUGCAGAUCAAGCUGAUUAGCGAGCUGCCGGAGUCGGCUCGAAACGCUGCAGUUCCAGUGGUCCCAGCCCUCUCGGAUGCCCAGCCUGUGAAUCCAGCAGAUUUGCCCGAGUAUUUGCGGCCGCGGAAGUCGCGAAGUCGUAGUGCCCGAAAGCGUGCCUCUCGCAGCGCCCGUCGUCGCAAGCGCAAAAGCAGGAGUGCGAAGCGGUGGCUGGACAGGAGCCGGAGCAACAGCCACACGGCAACCGGUCAGUACAUCCGUGCGACGGGCUGCUCCAGUACGGUCCGUUGGUGGGAGAAGCGUCGCGAAGACAGCGACUCCGACCGCAGCACGGCGAGUCGCAAGGUGAAGCGUGCCCAGAAGGCAGAGGCCGAGCUGGUUGCGAGAAGACCUCGCCAAGUGGCCAUCAAAGGCUUGUGGGCCCAGUUCGUUCAUUGCGGCGUCUCAUAUUACUUCAAUAUUCAAUCAGAAGAAACUGUGCUGGAGAAGCCAUCGGACUUUGAGGACGGCAACAUGAACCUGCAGGAGGACAGAAGACGAGCAAGCAGCGUCAUCCUCUGA